Molecule: messenger RNA, 918 nt
Organism: Paecilomyces variotii
Lineage: Eukaryota; Fungi; Ascomycota; Eurotiomycetes; Eurotiales; Thermoascaceae
Exons: 2
Coding region: 296-646 (116 amino acids)
Source: RefSeq, a predicted model, not a curated record
GGGUGCCCGUCUCGUUCGGCGGCGAUUGGAGUGAGGGAGAGUCCAGCUCUUAUCCACGUGAUUCCUGCGGUGAGCAGCUGUUCGAAUUCGCAGGCUGGAGAGCUCUGCCCGUUUUCGACGAGCAGUCAGUCCAGGCACAGAAAUCCCGAAACGAAAGGCGCCCGGGAUUCUACUUUUGCACGGCGUUUGAAAAGGCUAUGGAUGGGACGAACAGACGUUGUAGGUUUCGUAAAUCACCAGAUUCGAGGGCGGUUUUCUUGAGAGUGAUCACCCGCUAAUCACCUCCCACAACUUGAUGGCGGUAACUUCACCAAUAGUGGGUGCGGAAACUUACGAUUUGUUAGCCGUUACUGUUCUAGAAAUCAUCAUGAACCACCCAUCGGCGAUCGCUAUUCUUGGAAACGAAUACAAAGAACUAAAGAUAGGCUCUGGUAUUCUUGCAAUAGCAAUUGGGCUCCUGAGAUUAGCGACGUUGGUUUCGGGAAUAAUAGCGACGCCUACUGUGCCAGCUCCAGAUUCUCCAAGAUACCAAAAAUUUUCUAGUCUCCGUGGCCAGCGCUCAUUUACGCUCCGAGAAUAUGCCUACUUUCGAUGGUUUCCUAGCGCGGAAGGGACUUGGGGUCUUGGGCUCAAUGUCCUCCUGUAGUACGUGAUGCGGACUGCUAAUUGUUAACCAGGAUAUAGUGGUGAACACCAAGACGAGGGAGCUCUUUAGUAUGGUGGCAGACAAGACCCCACUCCACCAUUUGCUUACUGCUGCGAUGCUCAUGAGAUAACUAGAUACUCUAGUGAGCAAAGGGCCGGCCCGGAUCGUUUGUUAGUUGUCUGUGUGUCUGUCGGAAGCCGACGCUGGGAGGAAGACUUGUGACUUCUGACAGGAUAAAUUAUAUCAGGCUCUACUAAAAUCCCGGUUUGGUC